This is a messenger RNA of Diatraea saccharalis (sugarcane borer), 699 nucleotides long. The record is from the annotation of a GenBank genome assembly. NCBI's taxonomy places the organism in Eukaryota, Metazoa, Arthropoda, Insecta, Lepidoptera, Crambidae.
AAAAAUCGAUUAAUGAUAAUCGAUUCCGCACAUCAUUAAUAUUAAUAUAAUUUAAAAAAAUCACAAUAUAUUUUCGUUACCGAUUCCCAUUCCCUUUCUUAUAUUGUGUAAAUACUUCGAAAGUAGUUUAAUUCUUCACAAAAAAUGAAUUCGAUAAGAAAAUUAAGUCUAAUACAACAAUCAAGCAGAUUAAGCUCCACAAUAACUGCCGAGUUUGUCAAUAGAAAUCCUAGAAAUCUUGAAAGAAUACGCAUAGCUCGCAAACCCGAUGGAUAUCAUUUAGAUAAACCUGGAAGAAAAUAUUGGCAUAAACUAGUUUUAACACCGAGUAAUCGUACAGUAACAGCUCAAGUUGUUCAUUUUGUAAAUGGUCCAGUUAUACAAGCAAAGACUUCAGAAUGGGCUCUGCGUAAACAGCUCUACAGUAUCAAUGAUACAAGUGCUUACAUAAACUUAGCUAAAGUAUUCACUCAAAGAUGUCUUGAGUCUGGAAUUACUGAGAUGCACUGUGACAUUAUCCCAACCAAAGGUGGAAAAGUUGAAAAGUUUCUAAAUGAACUUGUGGACGGUGGCAUCAAAUUAACAGAACCAGAUGUUUAUAAACAACCAAAUCCAUGGGAUCAACAUAGACCAGAAAAACCAUGGGAAGUGACAGAAGAAUAAUGUUAAUGGCUUUCAUACAAAAAGAAAUGUAAUAUU